AUGCGGAGACCGCGCCGUACCUGGGCCUCACGGCCCCCCGUCUUGCUCCUCGCCCUGCUGUUGCUGGCUCUCCUGUCCGGCCAUGUCGUUGCUCAGCGAGAUACCCCCGAUGCAGCAACUCCAAACCAGCCCGAUAACACCCCCAGACCCGCGUCGCCGCCGCCAGCACCCGCCCCGACCCCCGGCAGCAACACCAACAACAACAACAACCGUCCUUCGACGUCCGCUUCAUCACCCACCAGGCCAACCCCGACUCCAUCGCCACGAACCUCCCCUGAGAAUCUGCCUGGCCUGACCACCAGUUCUAGUUCUAGCUCUAGUUCCAGCUCCAGUCCCAGCUCAGCGCCCGCUACCCGCACCUCCACCACUACCGACGACAAGGCUUUCCCCACGCUCCCCUCCCUCACUGGCGGGCCAGUCAUUCCCACGCCACAAAUCCCCCCCAAAGAGGGCGCUCCGUAUCUCAAGAAAUCCAACCUGCCAGAGGGCACCAUCUUCAUCGCCGUCGGCGCCGCCUUGGGGCUGGUGGCCUUGAUCGUAAUUGCUUGGCGCGUCCUCGUCGCCUGGUCCAUCAAUCGCUCUGUGCGACGCGCCACGAACAACACCCAUCAGUCCGACGCCACAGCCCUGCUUCACUCCAACAAGAGACGAACGGGCGUCUACCAGGACGCUCCCGGCGGCUCAAUGUCCAUGGAGAAAAUCGCCAAAGACCGUCACUCGCGUGUCAUUCAGCCGCAUACCCCCAAUCAAAGCUUGUUCUUCUCCCCCACCGCCGGCGCCAGCAUGCAUAACCCGGGCAACCGUGCUUCUAGCUACUUGCCCGCUGGCUACUACUCCGCUAGCGGCGCUACCCCUGGAGGCGGCUCUGGUCUCGCCCACUUUGGGGGUUCUGGCCUAUCGCCACUGGGUCCCCAGGCUCAAGGGUAUUCACGAACGAAAUCGGGGCCUAGUCCACCGGCAUCUCCAAUACUACCUCCCAGUAGUCGUGGCCAUGAUCAGCUUCACCCAUCAUCAAGUUCGCUGAAUCUGUCGACACCCCCUCAAGGCAGAGCUCCAAGUGCCUAUCUUGAAGACCUAUUCGAGAAUCAUGCUCCCAAUCAUUCUCCCGGGCGGUGA
Messenger RNA from Ophidiomyces ophidiicola, 1116 nucleotides. RefSeq lists its product as uncharacterized. The record is from RefSeq and is a predicted model, not a curated record. The transcript has a single exon. The coding region runs from base 1 to 1116 and encodes 371 amino acids. Lineage: Eukaryota; Fungi; Ascomycota; Eurotiomycetes; Onygenales; Onygenaceae. Gene Ontology annotation, cellular component: fungal-type vacuole.